AUGAAGACGACUUUCAUAUUGAUUUUGUUUGGUCUUGGAGUAUGUUUGGCCAAUCCUUUGGAGAAAAAGGAAAAGAUAAGCGUCAUCGAGCAGCAGUCUGUAACGCUCACAGAUCGAGCUAAGUACGAGGAGGAACUUGUUCGUAAACUCAACUCAAAAUGCUCUCAGAAUGAUAUCAGCAGUUGUGUGAUGUUGAAGUUGGUGACGUACAUGAACAAGUUGUUGAAGAAGGCUUCGAUCGAGCUCACGGACGAUAUCGAGAUCAGAAAGACGAGUCAGACGUCGGAAGAUGUAAUCACGUUCGAGGCCGGCAGAAGCAAGGACGACGAGAUUCAAGUCCUUGAUCUUGUCGCGAAUAAAGUUUACACCUUCAUCAAAUCGAGAAGUAUUAAAUGGAGAAUUCUACCUGAAGAUGAUAUUGUUGUAUCCGCAUCGGAAGAUGAGACCGGUUCGUUAAACUUGGGUCUGUCUAUUGAACGCGCUGACAGACCCAUUCAAGAAGGCCGUGGAAAGAAGAACAAUAUGGGUCCAUUGAUUGCUGCGGCCGUAUUGAAGAUUGGUCUCAUCGGCGGUCUAGCGUUCAAGGCUCUCGCCCUCCUAGUCGGCAAAGCUCUUCUAUUGUCGAAGAUCGCGCUUCUAUUGGCUAGUAUUAUAGGCCUAAAGAAACUCUUCUCGCAAGGGAAACACGUAACCUAUGAAGUGGUAGCGCAUCCACAUCACGGCUCGAGCCAUUCGUUCGAUCAUGGUCAUGGUGAUAGUUACUCCAGCGGGUGGGCAAGAAGUUAUCACGAACAAACGCCGAUUCCUGGGCAGCCAGAUGCUCAUGAGCUGGCUUAUGCGGCGCACGUAAAGUGA
Molecule: messenger RNA, 855 nt
Organism: Cyphomyrmex costatus
Lineage: Eukaryota; Metazoa; Arthropoda; Insecta; Hymenoptera; Formicidae
Exons: 2
Coding region: 1-855 (284 amino acids)
Cellular component (GO): membrane
Source: RefSeq, a predicted model, not a curated record